CAAAUUCACUUUUGUCGUCCCAGCCAUGCAGAUUUUUCGAGCUUUCGCACUUUCCUACAAACUUUUUAUUCAAAACUCACGUUUUUUAACCUCCGAUUGAGUUUUUUUCGAUUUUCGAUAUGUCUUUUAGGAAAGCAAGUGUUACGAGUCUGGGGUCCCGGGGGACGCUCGUCCCCGAAGAGGAGCCACGUUAUGAGGAUAUGUCCGACGAGGAAUUACGUCAGUCCCUCGAAAUAGCUCUUCGUACGAACAAAGUUUUGCAACUGGAGAACGACGUUUUCGAACGAUACCUAACCAAGCAUGACCCGCAGUCUCUGGCCACGAUGAAUCAAGUUUUGGAAACUGCGAGGCACGCACAAAAAGUAGCGUCGCAGAUUGCGCCGAUGGCUUCGGCGAUGAGCCUCACCGGAAGCGGGAGCGCGACCCUGAGCGCCAUCCGCGAUAAGCAAGUUUACUCGCCGAGUAUGGUGAGCACCACGACCUUCAGUGGAGGUCGUCGUUAUACGUCGACGCUUUUGCCAUCGGUUCCGAAGACGUACAGAAUAACCGUGGCUCACCGAAUCGAAAUGGCGAGCAAGGAGAUCGACGAGAUGAAGAAAAGCCUCGCAGAAUUGGAGCAGUUCACGAUAAAGCGUCGGGCGAAUUUGCGGGCGCAGAUGGAAGAGAUCGAAUUAAGGAUUCGAGAGACUCACGAGGCGAGACACGAGUUGGAAAUAAAUUUGGAAAAAAGAUGGAUCGAUCCACUGACAGGAAAAAUUCCAGCAGAAAAAUUCAUCAGGUUCAUAGAAGAAUGGCUCCGAGCUGCUGACAGCGUGAUCGAGAAGCUUCGACUCAAGAGUGGGACGAUCAAAACGCAAAUAAAAAAAGCGAGGCACCAGUUGCGUCAGCGUGAAGAGCUCGGGGAGACCCUCCAUCCCAUUGAUUUCCAGCAACUCGCCAUUGAGAAUCAAGAUUACUUGAAACAGAUCGAGGAAAAAAAUCAGCAUUUGAUCGACCUUAAGAAAAUAACAGCUCGCUACAACAUUGCCCUCACUUCGUACAAACAAAAAAUGGCUGAUCAGAUGUCCUCCCUUAAUAAUAUCAGGAAAGAAAUUUCACUGAAAAAAUCACAGAUCGAUAAACUGAGACAGGAUCAAACAAUCACUCGGGCAGAAGUCGAAAAAGCUGAAAAACAAUUGGCUAAAGUCGUUCACGUCAUCGACGAAUAUGAGGUCCCUGACAUUCUGGACUUCGUGAAAGUCCAAGCUGAGCUUCGAGAGAUGAAGAAAACAUACAAACGUCUCGAGAGGCAUAGGAAGAUCCAAAUGACAGCUUUGAAGACGUUCAGGAAGCAGCAGAAUCAACUGGAGCUCAUGAGGACCGUGGAGAACAAAUCAGGGCUCAGUUGAAGUGGGCACUCUUGCUUGUAGUCGAAAAACAAAUAAAAACUAUGUAAAUACGA
Molecule: messenger RNA, 1441 nt
Organism: Venturia canescens
Lineage: Eukaryota; Metazoa; Arthropoda; Insecta; Hymenoptera; Ichneumonidae
Product: coiled-coil domain-containing protein 113
Exons: 7
Coding region: 120-1388 (422 amino acids)
Biological process (GO): cilium assembly
Cellular component (GO): axoneme; ciliary basal body
Source: RefSeq, a predicted model, not a curated record